UCCGGCGGGAGCCGCGCAGGGCCUUUGAUGCGCAUGCGUGCGGCGUCUGCGCUUGCGCAGUGCGGCCGGGGCUCCGGACAGGGUGACCCCGGUUCGCGGACGGAGGUGCGAUGUUGACCAGGUUCCUGGGCCCUCGCUACCAGCAGCUGGCUAAGAACUGGCUCCCGACAGCCAGCAUGUGGGGCGCCGUGGGUGCCGUGGGGCUGGUGUGGGCCACCGACUGGCGGUUGAUCCUGGACUGGGUACCAUACAUCAACGGCAAGUUUAAGAAGGAUUAGCUGGCCGCCACUCUUGGACCCCUCGGUGUCCAGUGGUAUGAGGUCCCCCCACUGCGUGCAGAGAACCCCAAGGAUGGACGCCACAAAAGCCCACGGCGCAGCCUGGGAUGCUUUCUCAUAUUGAACAGUUUGGAGAUUUUAAUGCGCGGAGCAUUAAACCUCACUUGCAAACCUG
Molecule: messenger RNA, 453 nt
Organism: Cavia porcellus (domestic guinea pig)
Lineage: Eukaryota; Metazoa; Chordata; Mammalia; Rodentia; Caviidae
Product: cytochrome b-c1 complex subunit 10
Exons: 3
Coding region: 111-278 (55 amino acids)
Biological process (GO): mitochondrial electron transport, ubiquinol to cytochrome c
Cellular component (GO): mitochondrial inner membrane
Source: RefSeq, a predicted model, not a curated record